ACAAAACCUAUUCUGAUUGGUUGGCUUUUCCGCCUUAACCAAUCACAACGUUUGUUAUACAGAGACCAUCAAACAUGGCGGAUGAUUGUUGUGAGCAGAUGUGAAGCUAAUCGAAAUCAAAGCUAAAACUCUGAAAUAUUCGGGAACAUUCGUAAAUAUUGACGUUUAGUCGAUCCAAUAAUACGUACUACGAUGUUUUAUAUAAAAUAAUGUUUAGUCGGAUAUUUAGAAUUUCAGUACGGAUGUCAAAACCUUUGGAUUCAAGGGAUAAUGUUAGCAUUUGGGUACAUCAUUAGUUUGCAUUAAAUUAACUUAAAAAGUUGCUUAAAUUGAAGCAAUGUUAGGAUUUCUGACAGCAAGGCAGGCAGGGCUGGAUGACCCUUCGAGGCUGAGACGAGCAGAGUCAACAAGAAGGGUUCUCAAUCUGAAGUUAAAUCCUGACAGGGAUGUGGAUCGAAUUCAUGGGAAUGGCAUUAAUAGCAUUGAUAUUGAGACAAUUGAAGGGAGAUACAUGUUAUCCGGAGGUGCAGAUGGAGUAAUAGUCAUCUAUGACCUUGAUAACUACAGCGGGAAGCCACAAUACACCUGCAAGGCAGUAUGCACAGUUGGCAGGUCCAGCCGACAUGUCCAUAAGUUCAGUGUGGAGACAGUUCUUUGGUAUCCUUAUGACACUGGGAUGUUUGUCUCUAGUUCCUUCGACAAAACCAUGAAAGUUUGGGAUACAGAGACUUUAAAGCCCGCUGAAGAGUUUGAGUUUGAGAGUAAUGUCUACAGUCACCACCUGUCCCCAAUCGCCAGGAAGCACAGUCUCAUUGCAGUUGGCACCAAAAACCCUAAAAUCCAGCUUUGCGACUUGAAAUCUGGCUCAAAAAUUCAUGUUCUUCAAGGCCACAAAGCAGAAGUACUGUCCGUUCGAUGGUCGCCGAGAUAUGAGCACAUUUUAGCCACUGCCAGUGCAGACAGCAAAGUAAAAGUGUGGGAUGUCCGGCGAGCAUCUGGCAGCCUCUUCACUCUUGACCAGCACAACGGGGACAAGUCCAAGUCCGCCUCAGAAGCAGUAAACACAGCCCAUAACGGUAGAGUGAAUGGUCUUUCCUUCACUGCUGAUGGACUCUUCCUCUUAACCACUGGAACCGAUGACAGAAUGAGAUUAUGGAAUAGUGCUAGUGGGGAGAACACAUUGGUGAAUUACGGGAAAGUUUGCAACGAGAGCCGUAAAGGGCUGCAGUUCUCAGUGUCUCACGGCUGCAGCCCGGAGUUCGUGUUUGUGCCGUGUGGCAGCUCGGUGGCGGUGUACGUCCUCCACACGGGAGAGCUGGUCACGAUGCUCAGGGGUCACUACAACAAUGUUGACUGCUGCAAGUUCCAUCCAGACCACCAGGAGCUGUAUAGUGGAGGAAAAGACAGUAACAUACUAGCAUGGGUUCCAGUGCUUCGAACUUCAGAUGUGGAAGAAGAAUCUGACCAAAAGAAUAAGGGUGCUGCUGAUUCGUCUGCAGUAAAUCGUGCCUUUCAGGAUGCGUGGAGCAGUGAUGAAGACUAAUGCACAUUUUUUAAAUAUGAUGGUGUAAGGACGCGUCUUUGUUCAACCAAAAGACUCUGCAGUUCUUUCAACAUAGAAAGGUUAGUGGAUAAAUUUUAGUGUGUCAGUUUUAAGGAAGUGUAGAAACGUUUACAGCAAAAAAAAAAAAAAAAAUUACCGAACACAUAAAUAAUCCCCUAUAAUACUGUGGGAUUCUUCAUUUACUCUGCCUUUUAUUUUGUGACUUCUGACACAUCUUUAAGUUUUCCUGCUCUUCUCUCGUCCUCUCUGAACACUCCCAAACUUAGCAUUUAGAGUAUGUUGCAUACCAGCUCAUUCUUCUAGACAUAACAAAUUUUCUAAAUGAUAAACUCCAUUCAUCGUUUCUCCCCGGUUAGACCGGAAGUGUAUGACAGUAAGCGUGUGAAAUAUUAUCAGCCGCCUCCAUUAUACCAAAGAAAAACAGUGACAAACAAAGGCUGAAAUGACAGAAAAAAUAGUUGAAACAAUUAAAAGCUUUGUAAAAACAGACAAAACAAAACCAACUUCCACAUUAAACUCUUUCUAGACACUGAAAUAGAUUUUCAUUGUUUUGGAGAAAUGAAAUAAUGAUAUCAUUACAGAUUCUCACCUUUGUUUGUUGCUUCUGACAUUUCUGAGUCAAUUUUCUUUAUAUUAUUUUGUAUGUUUUUCCAGCAGAAGCCUGAUUAGGAUUUGUGCCUCCAGCAUUAUGUAAAUGUUAUGUAACUUGUGUGAAAAAAGCCCAGAUUGUACAUUUUGUACAUUGUUGUUAUAGCAUUUUUUUUAUUGUUUUCUUGUAUUUUAUUUUUUAAUAUUAAAAACAUAAAUAACCUUUGUAAAAAUUAUUUAUCUGAGUCUAUUGUUUUCCUGUUUAUCUGUUGCUAAAUGUCUUGUUUCUGGUUUCAACCAUAGAUGCAUAAUCACUGGACCCAAACACUUUGACACCAUCUAUAGAAUGAUCGUGACUGGAUGUUAAUCUGCAAAACUCAGCAAAAUUCCUAAGUGGGCAAUUGGGUUGGACAAUGUAAAAUGAAAGUUUUGUCUAUGUAUUGAUUGAUUUAAAAAAAAUAACACGCCAACACCACAUAAGAAAAAAAUCUCAAAGCUGAUGGAAUAAAAAUGAACCCAUAGUUUAAAUACUGCUAAAGACUGAUUAUGGUUUUAUUUACGUGAGGUCAUUUUUACUGACAAAAUGAAGCAUUAGACUGAGAGAUAAAUGGAAAAUGAUAAAAAAAAA
Molecule: messenger RNA, 2780 nt
Organism: Oryzias melastigma (Indian medaka)
Lineage: Eukaryota; Metazoa; Chordata; Actinopteri; Beloniformes; Adrianichthyidae
Gene: ercc8
Product: excision repair cross-complementation group 8
Exons: 13
Coding region: 338-1543 (401 amino acids)
Biological process (GO): protein polyubiquitination; proteasome-mediated ubiquitin-dependent protein catabolic process; transcription-coupled nucleotide-excision repair
Cellular component (GO): nucleotide-excision repair complex; Cul4A-RING E3 ubiquitin ligase complex
Molecular function (GO): protein binding
Source: RefSeq, a predicted model, not a curated record